AUGCGAGGCGUUGUGCUGCAGAUGACCCUUUGCCUGGUGCUGCUCGAAAUGCCCAACGUUUGGGGCAAGCUGGCGAGCUAUAAAGGCAUUGUGCCGCCGGUCAAACUGAGCCGGUCGGAUGAGAUGGCAAAGUACGCGGUGGUCAACUAUGACGACUAUCCGAUGGUCGUGCCGAAGCGGGCGGCGAUGCUGCUGGACCGGCUGAUGGUGGCGUUGCACCACGCGCUGGAGAAGGGCGACGGUGACGACGGAGGCAGCCGGCCAAUCAACAAGGUGUACCGGGACGGGCGCUACAGCGGCAAGCCGACGGUGGCCAAAAGCCUGCCACCGCCCCCACCACCUCCGCCGAGCAAAACGGAGCAACUGAUGAAAACCUAUUACGCGGAGGCGGAUGCGGACGCGGAUGCGGAAGACCGCGUGACCAACUCCAUACCGGACGAGAUCGACGACAUCGAGGCCCGGAAGGAGCUGCUAGAUGAAAUGAUGGACAUUCAGACGAGGGGCACCGAGGACAAGACGAAGAAGGGCCGGUACUGGAAGUGCUAUUUCAAUGCGGUCAGCUGUUUCUAG
Anopheles coustani is the source of this 570-nucleotide messenger RNA. RefSeq lists its product as uncharacterized. Lineage: Eukaryota; Metazoa; Arthropoda; Insecta; Diptera; Culicidae. The record is from RefSeq and is a predicted model, not a curated record. Bases 1 to 570 code for a protein of 189 amino acids. The transcript has 4 exons.